Heterobasidion irregulare TC 32-1 is the source of this 1692-nucleotide messenger RNA. RefSeq lists its product as uncharacterized. The transcript is spliced from 3 exons. The coding region runs from base 154 to 1611 and encodes 485 amino acids. The record is from RefSeq and is a predicted model, not a curated record. Lineage: Eukaryota; Fungi; Basidiomycota; Agaricomycetes; Russulales; Bondarzewiaceae.
CUCUGACCCCAACCGACGGUCACCACGACUAGCACGCUUACCUCCGGAUUUCCGUUGCUCUUUGUUGAGCCUUUCAGAGGCAUCCAUUAGAGUGAUCAUUCAUCUCACUCGCGUCUUGGUUAUUGCGGAAGUCGGCGCUGGCACCACUAGACCAUGGUACUCAAGAUCGCACAUGCGACCUUGACAUCGAUCUUGCCAUCGAAAUACUACACGCAUGCUGUACUAGUCAUAGUUGCAAUCAUCACAAUACAUGCGUAUGCUCAGGGCAGGAAAACGAAUCGUGAGCGGGAUCUACAUGGUCGUUCCAUCAUUGUAACUGGAGCAUUCACUCCUAUUGGCCUGACGCUUCUUGAUUCCCUCGCACGUCGUGGUGCACAUCUGAUUGCGCUUUCCCCAGAUCCAGUGGACCUGUCCGAAGGUGCCCCGGCGACGUCAGCUGCGUUAUUGGUCCCCGUACUGCGAAGCACAACGAACAACGAGAACAUAUACGCCGAGCACUGUGACCUUACCUCACCUGCAUCGAUCCGAGCGUUCUGCGCGCAUUUCGUCCAGGGCGAGCAACAGCGACUCGAUGCUAUACUUUUCGCACACGAAUACGCACACAUUGGGCCCAUGUUACCCACGAAGCCUACUCGGGAUGUAGUGAAGGAACGGCGAGAUGCGUCAUGCGCCACCUUCCUGCUCACUACCCUUUUACUACCUGUCUUACUUGUCGCGCCUGUCGAGCGAGAUAUUCGGCUGGUCACUCUCAUCAACCCCUUUUAUGCUGCGGCGGCGGCAACCUUCUCUGCUUUGCCCACCCCUGGAACUGCAUCCACGUCCACAUACCCACAGUCGGCACUCUUCUUGACUGAAGGCAGACGCGCUCUUCGCACGGCAAUUAUGACGCGUCACUUGCAGCGCGUGCUCGACGCGCUCCCAGCCAGUGCCCAGGUGCCGCGCGCCAAUUCGGAUGCGUCAACUGUGCCCGUGGUAAGUGACAAGGUGCAGCGCUCGAACAUUGUGACUGUAUCCGUCUCGCCGGGGGUAAGCCGCUCGGACAUUAUUGCUCCACUACUGGGUGCGGACACGCCACGCCAAGGUGUCUCAAUCAGCGGCAUAAUUUUGUACUUCCUCGCCACCCCUAUCCUCCGUAUGCUCACGAAGUCCUCUGCCUCUGCCGCGCAGGGUGUACUCCACACGCUGUUUUUGCCCACGCCAUUCAAACGACUUGCUACAUCGUCGACGCCAGGUGCAACGGCUCAGUUUCUCGAUCCUGAGGAAGUGCUCAAGCCUGGUGCGCUAUACGCCGAGUGUGCAGUCACGCGGCUACACGUCCCGCUACCGCCAGCACCGCCAGAGAACGACUCGGAGUCUGAUGCGUCUUCUCAGACUAGCAAUGCAGCAGGAGCCAGCGAUAAUCCAGGGACUAUGCGACAGACUGUGGAUGACGGGGAGCUGGGUGGAGAGGUGCUUGGGACGCUUGUUUGGGACGAGUACGAGCGCGAGCUGAAGGCGUGGGAGGCACUAGAAAUCGAGGAACAGAGAAGGGCAAAACAAGGAGACCAAAAGAGAGGCGGACUGGAAGACGGGAGGCACACGCCGCCAACAGUCGAUGAGACUAGUGGAUGAUCUUGCACAUACAUUUUCAGUGUCCAUGAGUGUGGACGAUUUUAUUACUAUGUGCGUGGAUGUAAGGCAUGGACGAGUUGG